AACCAGGUACUCGUUUAUUGGUUACUUUUAAUAUACUAUCAGGCAGCCUAAGAAAUGUAUUGAAAAAAUGUAUAACUUCACCAUCUAUGUUGAUUAGAGUAAAGCACACUGUAACCUACGCAGCCGUAAAGUGGCGAUGGCGUUUUGUGUUUUAUAUUCUUUUGUGAAUAAAAUCUGGCGUUUAUGCGCGUUUUGUCGUCCGAUAUCAAUCCGUUGUUAUAAUUUGUAUCUUUUAAGAUAAAGCGAGAUAUAAUUGUUUCUUGUUAUAAUUAUAUCGAAGAAAAAUUAGGCCAGGUAAUACGAGAAUCAAAAAAAUAUUAAAGAAGCCCUCGCAUAGAACAGCCGGCGAACGUGACUCAGUUUGUGCAGCAAAUGCAAUAUUCUGAUGUUAACGACAAUAUAUUGUUGAGAAUAGAAAUCGCCACAACACAUGCGGUAAAUACUACGUAUAUACAAAACAUUCAUAGAAAUGUCAGACGUAGAAAAGAUGGAAGAUUCUACGAUGGAUACGCAAGAUACUUAUUAUGAAAAUCCUAAAGAAAAUACUGUAAAUGAAAGUCAGGAUUUUGAACUUGUUGAUACCGAUGAAAUCAAUUCGUUUACAAAUAACUUAGAAACUCAAUCUGAGAAUGAUAAUUCAAAAAGUAAAGAUGAUUUGAACAAGGAACAAAGUCAGUCGCUAGAUGAAAUAGCUGAAGAUAAAACGAAUAUAUUAGAAAAAAAAAGUGAAGUUGAAUGCAAUGAAAAAGAAAAUGUCGAGGGUGAUGAUUCUAAACUUGACGACCAAAAAGAUGAUACAGAUGACGAAAAUGAUGUUAUUCAUGGUACACCUCCUAUUAUAUAUUCACCAUCUAAAAAAGAAGGUCAUAGUACAUCUGAAAAAGUAGGUCUUAAACGUAAAGCAGAUUCUCUUGAUAAUCCUGUUACUAAGUUGUUAAGAAGUUCAUCCUCAGAAGAUGCUUUAAGUAUAGAAAAAAAUAAAUUUCAUAAUGAUGAUAGUCAUCAUUCAGAUAAAUCAGAUGAGUCUCAGUUAAAUAUUUCAAGAAAUUGUAUAAUACCAGAUAUUGUAAUAGAAGAAACUCAGGAUGUAGAAAGUGAAGAACUUAUUGAAUCCAAUGUGAAAACUUCCGAUGUUGUUUUAAAUGAAACCAAAGAUGAUAAGAACUGUGAAUCAUGCCCUGUACAGAAAUGUUUAGAUAAGAAUGAAAAUAAUGCUAAAAAAUCUUGUGAAAUAAAUCAAAAUGAAACUGUAAACAAUCCUAUUACAUCCAACACAUCUACUAAUAUAACUACUACUACCACAACUACCACUACUACUAGUACUGCUAUUACUACUAGUACAAAUGACGAUAUUGAAAAAGAUAAUACUUUUGAUGUUGAUAUGACUAAGAUUAGCGAUGAAAAAGAAUUAACCGAGAACAAAGAAGUAGAAAAUACAGAAGUAUCAAUAAUUGAUGUAACAGCAAAGAAUGAUUCAAAUCCUGAUCUAUCAAUUGGUUCUUCUAAAGAUAUAAGCGAACAAAAGUCACCAGCUCUUAUAAAUAAGGAGGAUAAUAAAAGUUCAACAUCCAAGCACAGUGAUGAUGUUAACUUGCAGAACAAAAGCAGUACCAGUGAAGAGAUAGUAAUAGAUAAAAUAACAAUAAGUAAACAGCAACCUGUUGCAUCUACUUACACAAACAAACCACGUAUGAGUAUAGAAGUUGUUUUUGAUAAAUCAACGAUGUCUCAAGAAAAGAAGAUGAAACUACCAGAAUUAGUUGAAAUUGAUGAAGAUGGUGAGAAAAUUAUCUUGGAUUCAUCGCAAGAGAAUUCAAUAGGAAAGCUUGGAGAAAAAGAAGUUUUUGAUACUACAAAUACUGAAAAUAUUUAUAAAAGUUGUUACGAAAAUAAAAAUAGUAAUGAUUUCAAUUAUAAAUCUUUAAUUAACACCAAAGAAUCGUCAGUAGAUUCAAAAUCUGAUAAACAUCAUUUUAAUGGAAAUAGCGAUUGUAAAAAAUGCGAUACAGAUGGUACAGCUAGUGUAGAAUCAGAUAUAUUUAGUAAUGAGCUGCAUUCUACUAUUUUAAAAGGCGAUAAUGUUUUACGGUCUAUGAAUAAAGAAACAAAAAUAUCUGCUUCGGUAUCUAAAGAGAGUGACAAUGCAGAUUUAAUAAGUGUAAGUGACAAUGAACACGAUGUUUCACUUAUAGAUGAUAAUAUUAAAAAUAAAUCUGAAUUAAGUAAUGCAAAUUUACUUGCAAAAGCUUUACAAGUAGAAAAAGAAGUUGGUGUGUAUGUAAGACUUAAAUGUUUAUUACAUAUUGAUGAGAGUACAAAAGAAUUCCUUAACAAAGAAUUAAUGAGUGUUCAGUGUGAACCAAUAGUAGAACUUUCAUCCGCACGCCACAAAACAGAAGACACUUCUGCUUCAUUAGCUGAUAUUUCUGGAAAUGAUAAUAAGGAUGCUUCUCCAGGAUCAGUUAAUAGCAAUCCGCAAUUAUUUCAUUUAAAUCCAUCUAGACUUUCUUUUCUUUCAACAAUUAGUUCUACAAGCUCAGCAUCUAGUGCUGCUUCUUUAGUAGCUAAACUUGCAGCUAAAGAUACACAUUUUUCACUACCUCGAGGUCCAGCUAAACACGCAAAGAAGUCAGCAUAUGAAAUACCAUCAGCACCACAGAAACAAAAUAUAGAUGAAUCGCAUGAAAGAUUAACCAAGGAGUGGAAAAAUAAUCGUUUAUUAGUAACAACUAUUUUGAGUUAUUUAAAUACAGAGGUUAAUACAAUUGAUACAUAUAACAUAAGUAACGAAAGAUUAGAUGAUGUUUUACAAAAAAUUAGGUGUUCUACGCCAGAAGAAGAAGGAGAAAUAGCAAUGCAAACAGCAACGCCAAAAAGUUCCAGAAAAAAUCGAGCACCAAAAAGACCACGAAGUAAAAAUACCAGAGCAGGUGUACAAACAAAUGGAAUGUGCAAAAUUUCACCAAAAGAAUUAAUUUCUGUCCAAGGAAAUAACAGUACUCCUAGCAGUAGAAAGAAAACUAAAACUGAUAAAAUUGAUAGCGAUGCACCAUCCAAUAACACUGUUUCAUUCGUAAAAGAUAUAUCACAAAUUAAUAUAAAUGAUGAAUUGGUUGGUAAAGAAGUAUUUGCCAAGUGGUCUGACAAUAAUUACUAUCCAGGUACAGUCACGGAAAAAGUUAAGUUAAAAUAUAAAGUAAAUUUUUAUGAUGGGAAAAAUAAAUUACUUAUAGAAGAAUUUAUUAUACCAAUACCAAAGACCCUAAAAGAAGGUUUAUCAGUAUAUGCGACUACGGCAGAAGAUGAUUAUGGUUCCUGUGGCUUAAUAGUUGAAGUCCAAAAUACUAAUAAUGGUACAUACUAUUCAGUAGAAACAGACGAAGGAGAGAAAUUACAAGUCCAGGUAAAAGAUAUCUUUUUAUCAUCAGAUCAAGCGCAAGUAUUGAAGGAAGAAAUAUUUGUGAAAAUAAACAAUCUUCCGUCUACACCUAAGCUUUCGGGCCAAAUAACUUUAGAUAACAUGGUAGAUGGGAAACGGCGUUCUAAACGAAUCGCUACUCCAACAUUUUCAACUCCAAAAUCUAAGAUAUUGGCUAGUAGUUCAAUUGAUAAAAAUAUUAGUAUAUCAGAACCUUCUGUUUCUGGUAUAGCUUCUAAAACUAAAAAAAGAGAUUCUUCUGAAAAUGAGAGUAAGUCUAGUGAUUCAAAUUUGUCUCUAAAAGAUGAAAUUAUACUAAGUGGUGUACAACCAGAAAUUAUUGGGACACCAAAUGAGCAGAUUGUAAAAGGACCUCAACAUAGAAUAAAAGGAAAACCACGAAGUAAGAAAAAAGCUGAGAAUGAAGAAACUAUAGCAACCUUGGGUCCUAUUCCAAGCAACAAUUCUAACAUAUUCAAAGGCAUGUCGUUUAUUCUUACCUGUGCGUCAUUGGAAGUACUUGAUAGGUUUCAAGCAGAUGCUAAAGAUUCUGGUUCUGAAACUGGAACAGAAAAUGAAGAAGAAUGGGUCCGUAGACCAUUUGUAAGGGAUAGGUUGAAAACCCAAAUAGAAGCUGGAAAAGGUAAAAUUUAUGACGAGUUUGAUUUAAUACCAAAGGAAGAAUAUAAAAACACUAAACUGAUUACAAAUGUGCCAAAUGUUACUGCAAAAAAUUUAUUGUGUCUUUCGGUCGGAAUUCCUGCAUAUAAUCAUAAUUGGAUUAUACAAUGUUGUCAAGAGGACAAAUUAGUAAAUCCAGCAGGAUGGAGCUUACCUGCCGGAUGGAGUUUGGAUAAACAAUCUUAUAUUGAAGUUUUUCAAAGGCCUAGUAAUAAACCAUUAACUCAAGUGAUAGUAAUAAUUCCUAUUAUAGAAUCAGAUAAAAAGUUUACAUCAUUUUGGCGCCAAAUAUGUGAAAAUGCAGGUGCUGUAGUUUUGCUGGUGGAUGGUUCAGAAAGUAUGGAAGGAUUUGCAGAAGGUACAGUAGUGGUUACUAAUCGCAGAUGUCCUUCAUGGGCAAUUACAAAAGCUGGAGAGUGGCAAUUACCAUUGCUUUCCACAACGUGGGUUGUUCAAUGUUUAAUUGAAGGCAAAAUCUGUCCAUAUGACUCACAACUACGUUACAAAUACAAUUAUAUACAAAAUUAAAAUCCUUCCUCUCCAGCAAGGUGUUAUUGGCCAUAUCUGUAAGUACAACAAAUAUAGUUAUGAAUGGAAAAGAAAAAAACAAAUUUCGUUCUUAAAUUUCAAAUGUUUUGAAAUGUUCUAUUCUUAUAUAUUUCUUUAUGUUUAUGAUUCCUUUGAAUUGUAUAUAUAUAUAAAUAUAUACAUAUAUUAAAGUAUACGUUUAAAUAUAUAUAUAUGUAUCAUGUAUAUAUAUUUAAACCGUAUUUUCUAAUAAUAAUAAUUAACAGACCACUUGUGAAAUAAUGUCUUUUAUCAAUCUAUGCUAAUCAUAUAUGAUAAUUCGCAACAUAUCUUUGGUAAACAAUUUAAUUUAUCAAUAAAAUUAAAGAAAUUUGAAAAAAUGUUAUUAUUCAAUGAUCAUCUUGUUGAUGAAAAUAUUUGCUUUGCAUUAAUUUUUUAUUACUGGAACUUAUGUCACUUUCUAAUAUAAAAAGUAAGUUUUUGAUAAAAUUAAAUUCUAAUUUCCUUCACAUUUCUUCAAGAAAGUACAGAAUUGGGAAGUUAGAAAUUUAAUGGACCUGUUUUUUCUUAACAGAAUCUUUUAUUACUUUUCUGUUCAUUUCCUACUUACAAAGAUAAUAUAUUAUAUAGAAAAUAUAUCAUAUAGUUAAAUAUUCUCAUGAACUUAUAUAUUUGCUUUAUGCUUAAUAAUGAAUAUUAAAAAGCUAAAGAAUUUUCUCUUUUAUUUUUCCGAAUAUUUUCCUUUAUUUCGCUGAAUCUUCUCUUUUUCAUAAAAUAAAUAAUAAUUCAUAAAUUCAUAAAUUAUCUUCAAUUUGUACUAUUCAUUAUUUACUUUCUAAUUUGAAAACUUUUUAAAAUCAAAAAAUCAGGAAUUUGAUAAAUAUUCCUCUGUAUUUAUAGUACUUACAGUGUUGGUAUUGUUUCUCACAAAGCUGUAAUAUUAGAGUUUUGUAACAUUUUGUAUAAAAUAAAAUAUAAAUAUAUAUCAAUUUUAUAUGGUGAACGAGUUUAUUAUAAGGAAUGUUUAUAAUGUCUUGAUUGCAAAUUGUGUGAUAUUGAAAUGCAACAGUAAAUCAUGGAAAUGAAUGAAACAUUUAUAAAUAAUUUUCAUAUAAAUAUACACAUAUAUAUAAUUUUACAAUGUUUUGUCUAUCUAUCAAUGUUCUUCAUGGUGCUUAAUACCAAUAUGGUAUUCUAUCAAAACAGGAAGUCUUAUAAAAGUGUCUUGCAGAUAUCUGUGACAUAAAUAACACUCGUAUUAGUCCUGUUAAUAUAAAAUAAUAUGUACAACAUGAUUAGUUGAUUUAAUUUUACAACAAAUCACAGAUGAGAUAAGUGUAAAUGUUGUAAUAACUGUAAUAUCCAAUUAAUGUGAUAUUAUAUUAAAUAACAUUUGUUAGUUACAAAUAACGAAAUGGUAUAAUCAUUUUUGCAAUACACGUUAUAAAAAAAAAAAAUGGAAAAAUAUAAUCAGAUUUAUUAAAAUAAAUUAUUUAUACAAUUCAUAUUAUCUCACUUAUCUCAUUGUGAUUUAUAUAUUAUAAAUUAAAAUAUACGAUUUAUUGUAAUCUGACAAAUAAUGUAUAAUAUCAAAUUAAAAUAUUUGUUAUUUUUUUAAUUAAUGAUUAUAUAGCAGUGUAUUUUUUAAAUAUAUAAUACACAAAAGAUAAUACUUAUGCAUUUAUUGUAUAAGGUAUCAUUAAAACGUAAUUUUAUUUGAUAUAUUAUUAUAUUUACGUAGAUAUUAAUGAAACUUACAGAAUAAAUUGAGUAUUGAUGCUUCCUGUUAAAAUGAUGAAAAAGAUAUGUGCGAAACAGAUAUAAACAGACUAUUGUAAGAUCUUAUGUUCUCCAAUACUCGAAACUUCAAAUUUUUAUUGUGUUAAAUCCAUGCUGCAUUUCAAAAUUAAUUGGUACAUCGAGAAUAGGUGCACAUGUACGAGUGUGUAUAUAUAAGUAAAUAUACGAAUAUUUACAAUUUCUAUUAUAUAAGUUGUAGCCAUUAUGUACAAUGUCUUUGGGAUAAAAUACAAUGACCUAUUUUGUCAAAAAAAUUUUAUUAUUC
Molecule: messenger RNA, 6692 nt
Organism: Vespula vulgaris
Lineage: Eukaryota; Metazoa; Arthropoda; Insecta; Hymenoptera; Vespidae
Product: probable WRKY transcription factor protein 1
Exons: 4
Coding region: 470-4627 (1385 amino acids)
Biological process (GO): positive regulation of transcription by RNA polymerase II; DNA damage checkpoint signaling
Cellular component (GO): nucleus
Molecular function (GO): histone binding
Source: RefSeq, a predicted model, not a curated record